AUGGCGUUUUACAAACCUUCCCUCGCCUCGGUCUUCUUCCUCGCCGGCCUGGCCCUCGCCAAUCCUUCUGCUCCUUCCGGUGGCUUCUCGAUCAUUCAGGUUCAGAAGGGUGUAGCUCCAAAGGUUGGGGCGUUAGACAUGCUGAAGACAUAUAGAAAAUAUGGAGCUCGGGCACCAGAAAAUGUCUUAGCCGCUGCUUCAGACGCUGAAAAUGCUUUCAUGGACUUCGGAUUUGUCCCAGCGACAGCUGAAGGUUCAUCUGAUCCGGUCUUUCUGUCUCCCAUCAAAAUUGGUUCAGAUACACUGAAUGUCGAUAUCGAUACCGGCUCCGCAGACCUUUGGGUUUUCUCUAUCAUGUUACCUCUGAUGAUGAUCAAUGACCAUAACACGUAUAAUCCCUUCACAUCGGGCAUCUACAAAGGAGGUGAAACAUGGAACGUUACCUACGGGGACGCGAGCGGGGCUUCAGGUUUAGUAUUUGCAGACACAGUAGUGGCUGGCGAAGUGACGGCAACAAGCCAGGCCGUGGGAGCUGCCACCAGCCUCUCCAAAGCCUUUGUGCGCGACUCGACGGUUGACGGAGUGAUGGGGCUCGCCUUCAGCAAACUCAGCUCGGUUGUGCCGCAUGCGCAGACGACAUUUUUCGAUACCAUGAAGCACACGCUGCCGCAUCCGCUCUUCACCGCAUGCCUGAGGAAAGGAGCCCCUGGACAAUAUGACUUCGGUUACCUCAACAGCUCUCUCUACACCGGCGACAUCCAUUACGCCCCCAUUGAUCCCGCCACCGGGUUCUGGGGCGUCUCCUCUACCGGUUACAGAGUGGGCUCGGGGCCUGUCGUCUCAAGCCCCUUCAAGGCCAUAGCGGACACGGGCACUAGUCUGCUCUAUCUGCCCUCGCAGAUUGUCAAAGAUUAUUACUCAAAGGUGGACGGGGCGAAGUACUCGCCCAAUGUUGGUGGCUGGACGGUACCAUGCGACGCAACCAUGCCAGCUUUAGCCACCGCAAUCGGAAAUGCUUUGGUGACUGUGCCGGGCGACUAUUUCAUCUACAGCGCUGUCGACGGGACCCGCUGUUUUGGCGGGAUGCAGUCCGAUGAGGGCAUCGGCUUCUCCAUUCUGGGUGGGAUAUUCUUGAAGUCGCAGUUUGUGGUCUUCGACGCCUCCACCGACCCGCCGCAGAUCGGGUUUGCGAGGCAAAUCGGGGUUGACUAUCCCAGCAGCUAGUUGCUCGUCGUUAUCCAGUGCGGUGGCUGUGCUCUGCGCCUGGCUCAAGCAUGUCUAUGGUCUCGUGGAGGC
This is a messenger RNA of Aplosporella prunicola CBS 121167, 1296 nucleotides long. RefSeq lists its product as uncharacterized. Gene Ontology annotation, molecular function: aspartic-type endopeptidase activity. The coding region runs from base 1 to 1224 and encodes 407 amino acids. Gene Ontology annotation, biological process: proteolysis. Lineage: Eukaryota; Fungi; Ascomycota; Dothideomycetes; Botryosphaeriales; Aplosporellaceae. The transcript is spliced from 2 exons. The record is from RefSeq and is a predicted model, not a curated record.